CUCAGCGGGCCGCGGAGAGCGGACCUGGCGCUGGGCUGCGGCGCUGUGAGCCGGUGCGCGCCCCGGGCGGCCGCGCUUUCCCAAAAAACCUUGAUUUUAGUCAGAUACUUCAUUGCUCAUCAAAGGAAACCAUACGUGAAGUGAAAGUCUAACGUGUGAAGAUACAGAAACUGCUUUGGUUGGUUCAAAAUGGGAACAACAAGUGAUGAGAUGGUGUCUGUGGAGCAGACCUCCUCCUCCUCCUUCAAUCCUCUGUGUUUUGAAUGUGGCCAGCAGCACUGGACAAGAGAGAACCAUUUAUACAAUUACCAGAAUGAAGUAGAUGACGACCUGGUCUGCCAUAUUUGCCUUCAGCCUCUGUUGCAGCCACUAGACACCCCCUGUGGACACACGUUCUGCUGCAAGUGCCUCAAAAACUUCUUACAGGAGAAGGAUUUUUGUCCAUUGGACCGGAAAAGACUCCACUUUAAGUUGUGUAAGAAGUCCAGUAUUCUAGUUCAUAAGCUUCUGGACAAAUUAUUAGUGUUAUGUCCAUUUUCUUCAGUGUGCCAAGAUGUCAUGCAACGCUGUGAUCUGGAGGCACAUCUUAAAAACAGAUGUCCUGGAGCUUCUCAUCGGAGACUUGCUCUAGAAAGGAGGAAAACUGAUAAAGCUCAGACAGAGAUUGAGAAUGAAAAUGGAACCACUGUAAUAGAUCUUCCAGGUACUUUAUCCCUCGAAACGGACUGUUCAGGGACAGGCACAGUGCCUGCUGAGCGCAGCUUGACAUCAGCGUCUCUGCCCGCGUGGCCUGAGGAGCCUGGCCUGGACAACCCCGCCUUCGAGGAGAACACGGCCACUGACACUACGCAACAGCCGGUUAGUUUACCGGAAGGCGAAAUUACUACAAUUGAAAUUCACCGGUCUAAUCCUUAUAUUCAGCUAGGAAUUAGCAUUGUGGGUGGCAAUGAAACGCCACUGAUUAACAUUGUUAUCCAGGAAGUCUAUCGGGAUGGGGUGAUCGCCAAAGAUGGAAGACUUCUUGCUGGAGACCAAAUUCUUCAGGUUAAUUCAUCUAAUGUAUCAUUUGUGUCUCACAACUAUGCCAGAGCCGCCCUUUGCCAGCCCUGUACCACGCUGCACCUAACCGUGCUGCGAGAGCCGUGCUUUGGGGGCCGGACCUACAGCCACUUCGACUGUAGCUCUCCCCAGGAAGAGGUCUUCCACGUAGUCUUUCACAAACGGGACUCUGGUGAACAACUUGGCAUUAAACUCAUUCGAAGGACCGAUGAACCAGGUGUUUUUAUCCUUGAUCUGUUGGAAGAGGGCCUGGCUGCACAGGAUGGAAGGCUGAGCAGCAAUGACUGAGUGCUCGCCAUCAAUGGACAUGACCUGAAGCACGGAACCCCUGAGCUUGCCGCCCAGAUCAUUCAUCCUAGUGGCGAGAGGGUGGAUUUAACAAUUGCUAGGCUGGGGAAAUCCCAGCCUGGUAACCCUGUCCAAGACGCAGGAGCUCAGAGUACCAGCCAGCACCAUGCACAGCCGCUGUACCAAAACAGACCCAGCUCACACAAGGAUCUUACCCAGUGUGUUACAUGCCAAGAAAAACACAUUACUGUAAAGAAGGAACCACAUGAGUCCCUGGGAAUGACAGUGGCGGGGGGCAGAGGAAGCAAGAGUGGUGAACUGCCCAUCUUUGUAAGCAGUGUGCCAGCUCAUGGCUGUCUGGCACGUGAUGGCCGCAUCAAAAGAGGUGAUAUAUUGCUGAAUAUCAAUGGCAUUGAUUUGACCAAUUGAAGUCACAGUGAGGCCAUGGCUAUGCUAAAAGCCAGCGCCGUGUCCCCUGCUGUUGUCCUGAAAGCACUUGAGGUCCAGAUUGUCGAGGAGGCAGCCCAGGCUACCGAAGAGCAGCCAGGCCCCUUCAGCGAGAAUGAGUAUGACUCCAGCUGGUCCCCGUCAUAGGUCAUGUGGCUUGGGCUUCCAAGUGCCCUUCAUAGCUGCCAUGAUAUUGUUUUACGAAGAAGCUACUUGGGAAGUUGGGGCUUUAGUAUUGUUGGUGGAUAUGAAGAGAACCACACCAAUCAGCCUUUCUUCAUUAAAACCAUCGUCUUGGGAACUCCUGCUUAUUAUGAUGGAAGAUUAAAAUGUGGAGACAUGAUCGUAGCGGUCAACGGCCUGUCAACCGUGGGCAUGAGCCAUUCUGCACUAGUGCCCAUGUUGAAGGAGCAGAGGAACAAAGUCACUCUGACAGUUAUUUGCUGGCCUGGAAGCCUGGUGUAGGUUUUGAAAUCAGUUUUGAAUCUGACUGUCUUCCUUUUGAAGGCUUCGGGAAGAAACCCCUUUUGUUGGAUUGUGUUUCCAGUUGAAAGCCACAGGCACAGCUGGUAUUUGCAGGACCCAAACCACUGAGAUUGUCCUGUUGUUAUUAGUAGAAGGGCUUUCUUCAAGUUAGGCACGUUUCUUUUAGCUUGGGAACAGUCUUCCACUAAGCCUCGUAAGUUCAUAUUUUCAAAACUGGGACUCUCCGUUGUCAGAAUGGGACCUACUAUAACACAAGAAGUGUGUGCAGACGGCGACCGAGCCAGCUGGAUUAGAGAACUUGGGGCAGUCCUUUGUUUCCCCUAACCGAGUCAUAGGAUGAGUUCCGCACCCCAGUGCUGGGGCCGUUGCACUCCGCGGUGGUGGCAUUCACUGCCCCUGUUGCAGCCAGUGCCACAAAUGGGUACAGACAUCUUCCGUGGAGCCAGCAGCCCUUCCCCAUCCACCCCCCCGUCAGUGCCAACAUUUCAAAACUUCUCACUGUUUAUAAAAUGAUUUUUCUGACUUGUUUGAUUUCUCCUUUAAUCUCUUAGUACUCGUAGAUGAUGAAGACAGAAGUCUGACACUACUAAAGAGCUUUUCAAAAAAUAAUAUACCAUUAAUUAGAAUACUAGAUAAUCAAAGAUCAUGUUUUCCAUUGACAAAGGCAUUUGGGAGGUAAUUAUAAUUUAGUGCUGGAGAAGGUAAAAGUCACACUUAUUGCAGAAUUCCAAAAGCAUUAAAGAUUCCUUUCCAAAGGAAUGUUUUGUUAUGCAGGGAAAUUUUGAAGCCGUUUUUGCUAAAAUUCGUUUUCUAGAGUUUGUAUUAUACUUAUCAGCAGUCUUGGCUGGACGUGCUUUUUUGUGAUUUAUGCAGUUAAACUAAAGAUAAAGCCGUGUUGCUAUUCCACACACCUUCAACUAUAUUGCAGCUCAGUGUAGGAGAAGGUAGACCUUUUGUAUUUCAUUCCAAGAAGAGCCUUCAGUGUUCUAGAAGUCCUUAUUUUUUCCCCAUUAUUUCUUGUGAACUUAAUUAUUUCAAGAAAAAGACUGAAGAGUCCAGGAUUUUUAUCUAAAAUAGUAGGUUUUAGAUGUUAAUAUCUUUCAGUCAUUUCUUGGUCACUAGGCUAUUUCUUAUUUUUCUAAAUGUUUUUGAAAACUACAACCAGCCCGUUUUAUUAGUCCUUCAU
This is a messenger RNA of Mustela erminea (ermine), 3466 nucleotides long. It is a transcript of the gene LNX2, whose product is annotated as ligand of numb-protein X 2. Gene Ontology annotation, molecular function: protein binding; ubiquitin-protein transferase activity; metal ion binding. The record is from RefSeq and is a predicted model, not a curated record. NCBI's taxonomy places the organism in Eukaryota, Metazoa, Chordata, Mammalia, Carnivora, Mustelidae.